AUGCAGCACUCCUGCGAACAGAGCGCCGAGCGCACAGCCCGCAUCGCUUAUUCAGAGCGAUCGUACGGUGUGCAGGCGUGCCUCGCUGAAGGGACCCUACUCGGACCGCGAGCGGACCGCAGAGGGCUCCUCCGUCCCUGGGCCAUGGCAGGCUGUCUCGCCCUCGCCCGCGUUCUGUCCUGUCACACUUGUCUUCUCACACGCCGGCCACCACGAUCGCCCUGCACGGCGAGCUUGUCAUCGACCACAAGCAGCGGAACCGCCUUCCGGCGCGCCUGCAGCGGUAUUCGGGCACCCAUGGCGCCUGAGACGAGCUCGUACGUUGCAUCGGCGACCUCCAGCCGGUGCAGGGCGCUCCCGCAACGCGCCGCCGCGGCGACAGAGGUGAGCACGUCUCCACGCGGAUUGGCGAUCGACACCGCGCCAGUUCGGGUCGCCGGCCACCGCAUCCGCCGCACCUACGACCACGAGAGGGACUUCGAGGCCGUCAAGGACCUCUGCAAAAACGUCUACGGCGGCAAGGACUACCUCCCAGCGCUGCUCGAGGAAACCUUCGGGACAGACGCGGACAGCCCCACGCACGACGCCGCAGACAACAUCGUUUAUCUCGUCGUCACGUGCCCCGAGGGCGAGACGCUGGACGCCAUCAUCGGCAUCGAGCGCCAGGGCCUCGCCGCGCUGUGGCUGUUCGCGCUGCGCGUCCGCGAGGAGGCGCGCGGCCAGGGAUUGGGCAAGCUGAUGAUGGUGCAGUGCGACGACAUCGCGGACGACCUCGCGGCCUCCGGGGCGCUCAGCACGGCCGCGGAGGACCGCGCCGUGGGCGUACUGAGCGCCACGAUCGAGCCGAACACGGCGAUGAUGCGGAUCUUCCUGGACUGGCAGGGCUACCGCGUCAUGGCGCGGAACCACGUGUGGCCGCGGUGGGACGUGACGGCCGCGCAGGACCAGGCGAACGGCGGCGACCGGCUCGCGUGGCGCGAGUCGGGCCCGACGCUGGACUUCACGGGGCAGAGGGAGGCGGUGACGGCGGCUGCAAGCAGCGUGGAGGCGUCGCACGAGUGGGCGCGGGUGACGGACGGCGGUGCGCUGGUGACGGCGCUGGAGGAGCUGCAGGGACGCGCGGGGUCGCUGCGGUGCUGGAUCCCGGCGGAGUACGUGAUUUACGGCGUCGGGUCGGACAGGGUGGCGGGCUUUGUCCGCGGGGACGAGGUGUGCGGUGCGUGGCUGCUGCGUGAUCGCUCGACCGGCCGCGUGGAGGCGACGGCGGUGCUGCGGCGGUCGUUCGAAAUGAAGGGCCGGGUGAUCGUGGGAGUCGUCGCGCGGAGCGAGGCUGGCGUGGCGUCGGCGCUGCUGCUCGCCGACCGCAUCGCGCCCCGGUUCUGCGCCGUCGUGGACGUGGGAACGACGCAGGGGUGGCUGGCGGGGAAGGCGGGCCCGAUGCGGGAGCCGGAGCCCUGGCCGGAGGCGACGUCGACGGGUGGUGCUGACGUGGAGGAGAGUUCGCGACCCAAAGGGCUGGAGUUGCUGGAGCAGAUCGGCGGGUCUGACUUCUACGUAGUCGUCGAGCGUCGCUGUGCGGCACGGGGUGCGUGA
This is a messenger RNA of Pedinophyceae sp. YPF-701, 1593 nucleotides long. The record is from the annotation of a GenBank genome assembly. NCBI's taxonomy places the organism in Eukaryota, Viridiplantae, Chlorophyta, Pedinophyceae.